Gracilinanus agilis (Agile Gracile Mouse Opossum) is the source of this 742-nucleotide messenger RNA. Its product is annotated as protein PET100 homolog, mitochondrial. The record is from RefSeq and is a predicted model, not a curated record. Bases 81 to 305 code for a protein of 74 amino acids. Gene Ontology annotation, biological process: mitochondrial respiratory chain complex IV assembly. Gene Ontology annotation, cellular component: mitochondrial inner membrane; mitochondrion. The transcript has 4 exons. Lineage: Eukaryota; Metazoa; Chordata; Mammalia; Didelphimorphia; Didelphidae.
UCACUCGUCUUGCUGCGGAGUCUAGGUUUGGGCGGUUGUGGCUUCAAAGACUGGCGGAAGCAGUCGUCGAUCCUGCCAGGAUGGGGGUGAAGUUGGAGGUUUUUCGGAUGACGCUGUAUCUUACCUUCCCAGUGGCCAUGUUCUGGAUCUCCAACCAAGCUGAAUAUUUUGAGGAAUAUGUCAUCCGGCGCAAGCAGGAGAUCUUUCCUCCGGAGCGAGAAGAUCAGCGUCGGGAGCUUGAAGAAUUCAAGGAGCGAAUGCGGAAGCAACGUGAAGAGAGACUACUCCGAACUGCCCAGCAGUGAUGUGGAAUUUAUUUGGAAAUCUGGUGCCCUGUCUCUCUCCCCAAAGCCUAGCUGCUGCCCAGCAGAGGUGGAGGGUUGGGAGGUAGGACUCCUAGACUCCAGACCCAGCUCUAGCAAAGGAACUCCUUCUUUCCCUGCUUUCUGAUGAGGAACUCUAGAGGCCACAUAUCCCCUGCUCAGUCCCCUGUUCCCCAUGUGACUUGAGAUCUCUAUGGCCUAGAAUUCUCCUCUGCCCUAGCCUACUUGUCAGAUGCAUCACCAAUCACAUAUGAUUAACCCCUUGCCUUUCCCUCACUUUGGUCCUUUCCUUUCAGGGCUCUAGCUGGGAGCCAUUCGGGGUCCAGAAUCUGAGUCCAAAGGGAGAUGAGGGAAAAUCCUAUAUUCUUCCACUCCAGUUCUUUAAUCCAUUGACAAUAACAACUCAGUCUGACCCUUCA